UGCGUCAGUUACGUCAUGGCCAAGAUGGCAGCCUCCGUGGUGGUAGAAAGCGGAGAGGAUGUUUUCAGAAAAAUGUUUAAGUUUUAUAAAAGAAGGGAUCCGCCUCCAGACUUAAGGGACGUGACGGACUUCAGCAGCGGAGCAGCAUCAGGAGGAAAGAUUGUUCCAGUAAAACUGGAUCCAGCUGCUGUGAGUGAUGAAGAGGCUGCCUGUGUCGGUUUGCAGCCCAUCAGAGACUGGAGAGCUUUCGGACUGCAGGGAUACCCAGGCUUUAUUUUCAUCUCCAAUCCUUUCCUGCGGGGCUCCCAAGCUUUCUGGGUUAGACAGUGUUUGAAGACAUACCCUCAGAAACCGAACGUGUGCAACCUGGACAUGCACAUGUCACCCUCUGACACACAGGAAAUCUGGGCCAGGAGUGUGCAAGCUCUGAGGACUCCCGCUUCUGUAAAGAGACAACCAAAAACUCUACUAGAGAGGCUGCGCUGGGUAACCCUGGGAUACCAUUACAACUGGGACACUAAGACUUACUCUGCCAACAGUUACACGCCAUUCCCGGCUGAUCUGCACAUGCUCUCCGUACGGAUAACAGUUGCCUGUGGCUUCCCGGGAUUCAACUCAGAGGCAGCCAUCUUGAACUAUUAUCGAUCAGAUUCCUCUCUGGGAAUCCAUGUGGACGAGUCAGAGCUGGAUCACUCUCGUCCUUUGCUGUCGCUCAGUUUCGGACAGUCGUCCAUCUUCCUGCUGGGUGGCCCCCACAGACAAGACCCCCCCACUGCUAUGUUCAUGCACAGCGGAGACGUGAUGUUGAUGUCAGGACAGAGCCGGCUGCUGUAUCAUGCUGUCCCUCGGAUUCUUCCAGCUCUGCCACAGCAUGCGGCUCUUUUAGAAGAGCUCAGCUGUGCCUCAGCCCUGCAGACUGGCAGCGUCCUGGAGCCGGUGUCUCAGGAGGAUUGGGAUGUGUGUUCCAGGUACAUUCAAAGCUCCAGAGUGAAUGUGACUGUCAGACAGGUGUUGGGACCUGGACAGAGCUUCCCAGAGGAACCAAUGUCCGCACUCCAAACGGGCGACGAGGGACGGGUGGUCGGGUGUCAUGACGAUGGAAACAGUGGGAAAAGGAAGAGGACGUGCAGUAACCCUGUGGGGACGGUAGAGACGUGAAAGACCCAUAGAGCUUUUUACAUCUAAUGAAAGCCACUUCUGAAAUGUAAUUUUUCAGACAAUAUAAUUAAAAGGUGUUUCAGAGUUCUCAAAAGGGUUCAGAAAUUUAAUUCCCAACCUAUGAAAACUGUCUGCAUCCUGCACAAAGCAGCUUAAAGUGAUAUUUAUUUUUUUAAUAUGUCUUCAAAUAUUUUAAAGUUACAGAAACCCAAGUUUAUCACUACAGAAUCAAUCAAUCAAUGACUGAAAUGCCUCUCUGGUGCUGUUCAGCUCACAUCCAUGGAGGACAACUUUACACUACUAACUUGUGAAAGAGAAAUCUUGAAGGAAGAAAUUGGAGAAAUCAUUAGGUUUAUUUGCGUAAUCAAAUAUUUAAUGUAGACUGUAGUAAAACUGAGUGAUGAUAAUGUGUGUGUGUGUUGCAAUAAACGAGAAGCUUUGAGAUGCAUAAGAGCACGGCGUUGGCGUAUGUUCAGAUUAAAAAUUUUCUCCCUUC
This is a messenger RNA of Xiphophorus maculatus (southern platyfish), 1654 nucleotides long. RefSeq names its product alkB homolog 1, histone H2A dioxygenase (gene alkbh1). The coding region runs from base 16 to 1158 and encodes 380 amino acids. Gene Ontology annotation, biological process: oxidative RNA demethylation. NCBI's taxonomy places the organism in Eukaryota, Metazoa, Chordata, Actinopteri, Cyprinodontiformes, Poeciliidae. The record is from RefSeq and is a predicted model, not a curated record. Gene Ontology annotation, cellular component: nucleus; cytoplasm. The transcript is spliced from 6 exons. Gene Ontology annotation, molecular function: ferrous iron binding; oxidative RNA demethylase activity; broad specificity oxidative DNA demethylase activity.